This is a messenger RNA of Suillus fuscotomentosus, 1224 nucleotides long. Its product is annotated as aspartic peptidase domain-containing protein. Gene Ontology annotation, biological process: proteolysis. The coding region runs from base 1 to 1224 and encodes 407 amino acids. NCBI's taxonomy places the organism in Eukaryota, Fungi, Basidiomycota, Agaricomycetes, Boletales, Suillaceae. Gene Ontology annotation, molecular function: aspartic-type endopeptidase activity. The transcript has 6 exons. The record is from RefSeq and is a predicted model, not a curated record.
AUGUUCCCCGCUGCAUCCUUGUUGACAAUCAUCUUCCUGGCUUUGUCAAUCGCGGGAUCGCCCGUUGAAAUCGACAAUUCCCCCAUCACCCUCCCCAUUGCCAGGAGGCUAAACGUCUCCGAUGGUCCCAUUAACCUCUUGCAACAGGAUAAAGCUCGCUUGACUGCCUUCAAGGACAACUCCUUCAGCACGCAGGGCGGCCGUACUGGUAGCACUCCUGUGACCAAUGCUGCUGUAACAUACCUCAUAGAAGUUGGCAUCGGCAGCCCCGCCACAACCUACAACUUGAUUGUCGACACUGGCAGCUCGAACACAUGGGUUGGUGCCAACACCAAAUAUGUGAAGACCAAGACCAGCGUCGACACCGGCGAGCCUGUAGCGGUCACCUACGGUUCUGGCUCCUUCUCUGGAACGGAGUACAUCGACACCAUCACUCUCGGUAGUGGGCUGACCAUCGCCGCGCAGUCGAUCGGUGUUGCUUCUACUUCGACGGGCUUCACCGAUGUUGACGGUAUCCUUGGCAUCGGGCCUGUAGACUUGACAAACGACACUUUGAUAAAUGAACCGACCAAGACGAUCCCGACUGUCACUGAUAAUCUGUAUAGCCAAGGCACCAUUUCUCAAAAGGUGGUUGGCAUCUCUUUCGAGCCCACCACUUCGAAGACAGUCACCAAUGGAGGGCUCACCUUCGGUGGAACUGAUGCUACCAAGUACACCGGCUCCAUUGGGUACACUCCUAUCACUACGACCUACCCUUCAUCGACCUAUUGGGGUAUCAACCAGAGCAUCUCCUACGGCUCCACGACGAUCAUGUCCUCCACGGCUGGAAUCGUCGAUACUGGAACCACCUUUGUUUACAUUGCCAGCGAUGCCUACGCCAAGUACCAGUCUGCAACCGGUGGUACUCCGGAUACGGCGACUGGUCUUCUCCUCAUUUCCUCUUCCCAGUACAAAGCCCUGAAGAACCUGAACUUCCAUAUUGGCAGCGAAACCUACGCUCUGACGCCUAAUGCCCAAAUUUGGCCUCGUUCUCUCAACUCUUACGUUGGUGGUAGUAGCAACGCCAUAUAUCUCAUGGUCAGUGACAUUGGUACGCCCAGUGGCUCGGGGUUCGACUUUGUCAACGGCUACACAUUCCUCGAGCGCUUCUACUUUGUGUUCGAUGCCGCCAACUCCCGCGUUGGUUUUGCUGAAACCUCGUACACUGGUGCCACCACCAACUAA